Molecule: messenger RNA, 3380 nt
Organism: Phlebotomus papatasi
Lineage: Eukaryota; Metazoa; Arthropoda; Insecta; Diptera; Psychodidae
Exons: 4
Coding region: 383-2704 (773 amino acids)
Biological process (GO): negative regulation of meiotic nuclear division; regulation of mitotic nuclear division
Cellular component (GO): nucleus
Molecular function (GO): protein binding
Source: RefSeq, a predicted model, not a curated record
UUUUUUGGUGCAGUGUGUGUCAAUCAGUUGAUGUGCGUCCUAGAAAUUUUUACCUCGCGCUUUCCUUUCUGCUUCCUAAGCUUCCUAUCCAAUCCAGACUCGAAGUAGAAUGCCUUGUCCCCUCUGAGUGUAUCCCAGGCACAAAGUUCUUUCCCCCCAGCUGUGUAGUUUAGUGCGUAAUGUGAGUUUUCGUGUCCAAAUCCACAGUGUUUAGCAGAGCAAAUAGUGGACGAUCAUUUAGCAAAUAUUUGCACAAUUUCACUUUUAUCUUGAACGUCCGAAGCACAAAUCCGCGGGCUUUUCUGAUGCCAACCAGAAGCCUCAAUUGUUUCCUGGCUAACUCGAUACUUUUGUCUCUAGUAUUUGAGCUGAAACAAAAAUAAUGGAUAAGUUUCGUCCUCCGGAAUGUCGAGAAGCGACUCCUUUCAUCUUUCGCGGAAGCGACAGAAGUGGCCGGAAGGUUCUGGAGAAGAGUCUGGCAGACAGUGGUUACACCUCUGAGCUAAGUACAGUGAGUGAAUCACAGAUUUCUCGGGGGUUUUCUAUCGAAGAGGCUGAAAUUGAUGAGAAUCAAGAGCCACCAACCCCAACCACGAAAAAUCUCCAGAAAUUAUCUGCCCUUCAGCUUACAACUCCCAAAUCCGAGCAAUCUCCCCUCAAACGACCUCUCUGUCACGAUGACACUGGUACUCCCAAGAAGAUACGACUCAAUGAUGAGAAUCGUGGCUAUGAAACCCCCAAAAAGUUCAUCCGGAAAAAAUCCUUCAGAGAUCGCAUGGAAUCUGAAUUGUGCGAAGGAAAGCCCUAUCUGCCACUCUCCCCAAUCUCCUCGAAUGUGUCCAAGUCGGCAUCCAAGAUCCUUGGGGAGAAUCAGUUUGAGAAUCUCUCGAGCACUCCCAUCAAAAAUGGAUUUCGGCCGGAUUUCUACGUGGAGACUGUAGAGAAUGUGGACUGGAAUCCACUUCUGCCAAAGUCAAGGUCUCCCAAGAAGAAGCGGAAGCUGAUUAAAAAGAUUCACAGUUACAGUCCGAGGAAGUGGCAUGUUAGUAAAGGGUACAGCUAUCGUUUAGAGCAGUGCGCUUCGCCCAUUCCAAUCGACGAGGAGGUUGCUCAUGAGGAACAUAAUCCAGCACAGGGUAUCAUUGGCUUCAAUACCUCCCAAUUUGAGAAUCUUCUCAGUGUCUCCCAGCAUUCCAGCGUCAAUGAGGUCUCUACGAAAAAUGCUGUUAGUGUCGCAAAAGCGGAUGAUCUUCAGAUUUUCUCCGCUUCAAGACGGAAUCUGGACACGGUGGAAGAGGAGAAAAAUGGGCUCAAUCUGACUCCUUUAGAAGAGAUUAGCACUCACAGUAUCAAAGAGUAUUUCCAUGAAAUGAAAAACAUGCCUGAAGUAUUUGGCCAGACUUCAAUGCACAAAACUUCCAAUUCGGCAAAUGUUUUUCGGCAUAAAGACUCAAUGGAAUUUCUGGCUGUCCAGAAGACUCCUGAUGCUGAGGAGUCUCAGACUGAAUUAAUGGAUAUCAGCCUGACUCCAAAGCAAUUGGAUCUGGAUGAGAAUGUGGUGGAUGUUUCGCUUGAAGAGCCCCCUAGUGCAAAGGGUCUCAAGCGAUCAGCUCACUUUCAGUACUCCCCAUCGGUCCUGCACACUCCCAAGAAAGUCAAACGCUCCACAAGUUUUCAGUAUUCGUCUGAUGAGGAGAAGCAUCGCAUUCUCUAUCCGAAUUUACCAUGUACACCGCCCAAAAAGCGAGCCCGGAAGUCCCUGGACUACAGCAUCAAGUCUCCGCUGAAGGAGGAAUCUGCAUCUAGAAAAUGUUGCCUGCCUAAGAAAAAUUUCUAUGGCGGAGCACUGACACUAAAUAUCUUGAGUCGCCUGGCGGGUAUCAGUCCGGCUCUGGAUCGUAUCUUUAGCUACCUGAGUGCGGAGGAUCUCAAUACUGUGCAUAGGGUUUGCAGGGACUGGAGAAAGUUAGUGGAUGAACAUUCGCAGGCCAGCAGACGGCUGAUUGUGCAUCAGCAAGAGCAGAUUCCCAUCAAGGAAAAUGCCUUUGUGGUGAAAAAGAAGGUCCUGGAGAGAAAAAUCUCAGGGAGGAUUCUUCUGCGUGAGCGAAAUUCAAUCGAUGAGAAACAACUCAGAAGACAGAGUGUUGUCGUAUCGCCGCCCAGUAGUCCGUCCACCAGGAAUCACCGGAAUCAUCAGAAGUUUCUUGAGAGUCUGGACGAGUGUGCAAAGGUGAUGAGAUGCCCCAAAUGCUCAAAAUCCAGCCUGAUCAUGAGUCCAAGGCGGCAGAAGCGCUGCGCCAUGGCAACUGCAAGACUGAGCCCUGCUAAAGCGUCUCCGGCUAAGAGGAAUCUCUUCAAUGGAAACAUAACAAUUGGAUCAUUUCCAGUUGCCAGCUGCAAGGACAAGAUGCUGGGCAAGGUGGGAAAGUCUCAGUCCCUUCCGGCGGACUUCAAUGCCUUCGAACUGGAGUUGUUUGUGAAGAAUAAGAGCCUCAUCUGCGACGGUGUCAAGUACGAGACUUAUGCCAUUUGCUCUCGUGAAUCCUGUCGAUUUGCCUUCUGCACCACAUGCUUCCAGGAACGCCAUGAGGUGGGGAAGUGUGUGGAGGUGGAUCUGGGAUCACCGGUGCGAUUCGAGGAGGACUGCAAGAGACGUAUUGUGCCGGGCUCCAAGAGGAGCAAGCGGAAUCUCAAGCGUCUUUAGAAUUAGAAGGAAAAUACUCUUCAUUUAUCGCUCAAAAUAUUUUUUUUUAGGAUUUACUUGUAGUACAACGUCCAUGGUUGCCUAAUUUCUUGUAGUUUUUAGUGCUUUCUAUUAUUGUUCUUUCCAUCAACAUUUUUUUGUAGAAAAUUAAGGCAAGAGAUCACGUGAGAAAUGCUGCGAAAAAGCCUAGAAAGACCUGAAAUUGGUCAUUGAAAAUUCAAAAAUUUAUACAAAAAGAAAGAAAAAAGAAAAACGAGGUGAUAAGAAAUCAGGAAUUUUAUGUUAUUUUUUUUUAAUAAUUGUUUAGAUAUUAUUUUUACGGCGUAUUAUUGUGUGUGAGUGAUUUUAUUUUACUUAAUCAGAUUCAAAAAUAAUUUUUUAAUUUUGUAUUUUCAAUCACGAAAGUGCCUUCAAAUGUGAGGCUUUGGAGAAAAACUAAAUUAUUCCCUUUUGUAAGUGUGAGACGAAUUUUGCUUAUCAGCAUUAUUAGGGUUAAGGAGAUAAUGAUUAGAAAUUUUAAACACAAAAAAUAAAUAAAUUGCACAUUUCACGGUGAUUAUCAAUCUCAAGGAUUUUAGAGUAUUUAUCUGCCUGCUUAAGUAUCAUCACAGGAAUUUAAGAUUUUUUUUUAUAAUACAAUAAGUAAAAUAAAAUUUAAAAAAAAAAUGAGGCAAAA